UCUCAUCACAUUACUCAUUUCUUUUAUUCAUACAUUCUCAUUGAGCCAUAACUAAAUUUCAAACACAAUGACAGACUGGGCUCCAACCACUUCCGAGGAGCAACUUUUGAUUCUCAAGGACGCGGCACUUGACUUUGCACUGUCUCACGGACUUGUCGUUCGUCCUCCUCCUCCUCCCGUGACAGCAGCAACAUCCAUUUCAAACAUACAAGAGGCUGAGGGUGUUAUCAACGCUCCUGUCUCACUCUUCCCUUCUCCUUUCCCUAAAGCUGCGUUCGAUAAUGCGGUCAAGAUUCAACCCUUGUUCAAUCAGCUCGUGCAUGAUAUCUCUGAGGACGAUGAGUUCCUGAAAGAAAUUAUGGAAAGUCUGUCAACUGUGGAUGACUUUGUCAGCCGUCUUUACAAUCUUUAUAUUACUGUCAAGAAACGGGGCAUCACUCAGCCUGCAUCGUUGGGAAUUCAUCGAUCUGAUUAUAUCAUCAAUUUGAAUCCAGGACAAGAUUUCUCGGAUGCAAAGAUCAAACAAGUGGAAUUGAAUACUAUCUCUGUCUCGUUCGGAAGUUUAUCAUCAUUGACAGGAGAUCUUCAUCGGUACUUGCAUGCUACCACUGGAUAUCUUACAGACAAGGUGGACAACUCAAUGCUUCCGAGCAGUGAUUCGAUUUCUUCAAUUGCCUCAGGACUUGCAUCUGCUCAUGAGCUAUAUGGAUCGAAAACUGCCAAGGUCAUGAUGGUGGUGCAACCAGGAGAGCGCAACGCGUUUGAUCAGAGAUGGAUUGAAUAUAAUCUUUUGAAAAACCAUGGAGUAGUGAUGAUUCGCAGGACUCUUGCAGAGAUUGCUGAGCAAGGUAGUUUGCAUCCGGAGACCAGUGCACUUUAUAUGGGCGAUCAAGAGGUCUCGGUUGUAUAUUAUCGAUCAGCAUAUGCUACUACCGAUUACCCUACUGAAAAGGAAUGGGAAGGAAGAAUGCUUGCAGAAAAAUCAUUGGCCAUCAAGUGCCCUACAAUUGCCUAUCAACUUGUUGGAGUCAAGAAGGUUCAGCAGGUUCUGGCUGCACCAGGACAACUAGAGCGCUUUGUCAAGGAUCCUGCUGAUGCUGCUCUGCUGCGUGCAUCAUUUACAGGACUGUAUCCCUUGGAUAGCUCUCCGGAGGGAAUUACUGCAUAUGAGGCUGCCCUUGCCAAUAGUGACGAGCUAGUGAUGAAGCCUCAGCGUGAGGGAGGAGGGAAUAAUAUCUAUGGGAAGGAUAUCCAGAAGGUGUUGAAGGAACUUACUCCGGAACAGAGGAAUGCAUAUAUCUUGAUGGACAUUAUCCGUCCUCCUAUUACGAAGAAUGUUUUGUUGCGAAAAGGCCAACUGCUGCGAGCAGAUGUUGUGUCGGAAUUGGGUAUUUAUGGGAUCUAUCUACAUGAUGGUAAAAAAGUGGUGCGAAAUGAUAAUGGUGGACAUUUGCUCCGCACCAAAGGUGUAGAGAGCAAUGAAGGAGGUGUUGCUGCUGGAUUCGCCGUCAUUGAUUCUGUAGUGCUACUCUAAUAUAUUAAAAACAAAUAAAAACAAAUAG
Molecule: messenger RNA, 1562 nt
Organism: Lobosporangium transversale
Lineage: Eukaryota; Fungi; Mortierellomycota; Mortierellomycetes; Mortierellales; Mortierellaceae
Product: glutathione synthase
Exons: 9
Coding region: 68-1534 (488 amino acids)
Biological process (GO): glutathione biosynthetic process
Cellular component (GO): cytosol
Molecular function (GO): glutathione binding; ATP binding; glutathione synthase activity
Source: RefSeq, a predicted model, not a curated record